Messenger RNA from Etheostoma spectabile (orangethroat darter), 5227 nucleotides. It is a transcript of the gene elnb, whose product is annotated as elastin b. The transcript is spliced from 42 exons. Lineage: Eukaryota; Metazoa; Chordata; Actinopteri; Perciformes; Percidae. The record is from RefSeq and is a predicted model, not a curated record. Bases 274 to 5208 code for a protein of 1644 amino acids.
CUUUUUGGCAGCAGAGAACACAAUAAAUGCAGCAGUCAUUGGGGGGUUAGAACAACCCAUUUGGUUUAAUGAGGUGAGUGUUUUCUCUCCCUUUCCCCUUCUCUCCUUGCAUAUCUUACUCUGUGUGUCUCUUAGCAAAUUACACAGUGUCCUGUCUUGUAUCCUGUCCCCCUUUUUCUGGUCUUACUCAUUUUCCCUCCUACUUUUUUAAGGCCUUGUUGAGCCCUGAUAAAACCUGGACCUUGGAAGAGGAGAGGGACAUUUGGGAGCGAGAUGGCGAGAGGGAUGGUGGCUACAUACGUACAUGGCAUCUUUCUCCUGGCUCUGUGGAAGCCCUCACUGCAAGGAGGUGUAUAUAUACCUGCUGGUGGAGCAGCAGGAGGCGCUGGAGCCGGCAUAGGAGUUGGUGCUGGACCUGGAACUGGAGUCGGACCAGGUGGGACUGGAACUGGAUUUGGACCUGGAGGAGCUGGCUUUGGACCAGGAACAGGUGGAGGGGGCUAUGGUGGUCAUGGACCAGGAGGAGUUGGAACGGGAGGAGUUGGACCGGGAGGAGUUGGACAGGGAGGAGCUGGACCGGGAGGAGUGGGACCGGGAGGAGCUGGACCGGGAGGAGUUGGACCGGGAGGUUUCAGGCCUAACACCUUCGGCCCAGGCAGUGGUGGACUGGGAGUCGUACCUGGAGGUGUUGGGGCCGGUGGAAAGCCUCCAAAAACAGGAGGCGGCUACGGAGGUCGUGGAGGAGUGGCUGGAGGGUUUGGAGCAGGACAGGGAGCUGGCAGUGUAGGAGGAGGACUGGGACAGGGCGGAGUUGGGCCAGGUGGUUUUGGACCAGGUGGUGUCGGUCCUGGAGGCUAUGGGACUGGGCCUGGAGGAGUUGGUCCCGGGGGUGUUGGACAGGCUGGCCAAGGCACAGGUGGCUAUGGAGGCGGUUAUGGUCCAGGUGCUGGUCAAUACCCAGGAACUGGUGGAACUGGUCCCAAACCUCCUAAAACUGGUUAUGGGCCUGGUGGUGUGAGAUUUGGGCCUGGUGGAGCAGGAUCUGGGCCUGGUGGAGUUGGAUUUGGACCUGGUGGUGCAGGAAUAGGGCCUGGUGGUGCGGGAUUUGGGCCAGGUGGUGCAGGAUUUGGGCCGGGUGGUGCAGGAUUUGGGCCGGGUGGUGCAGGAGUAGGGCCUGGUGGUGCAGGAGUUGGGCCUGGUGGUGCCGGAUUUGGGCCUGGUGGUGCGGGAGUAGGGCCUGGUGGUGCGGGCUUUGGACCUGGUGGUGCAGGAGUAGGGCCUGGUGGUGUGGGAGUAGGGCCUGGUGGUGCGGGAUUUGGGCCUGGUGGUACGGGAGUAGGGCCCGGUGGUGCGGGAUUUGGGCCUGGUGGUGCGGGAGUAGGGCCUGGUGGUGUGGGAUUUGGGCCUGGUGGUGCGGGAGUAGGGCCUGGUGGUGUGGGAUUUGGGCCUGGUGGUGCAGAGGUUGGACCCGGAGGAGUUGGUCCUGGUGGAGCUGCUGUGCCUGGAGGAGUUCCAAUGCUGCCACAGACUGGCACAACUGGGGGAGGACCUGGAGGAAAGAGCGGUGGUAAAGCAUCAAAACAAGUUCCAGGAGUUGGGGUGCCUGGACUAUAUCAAGGUGGAUAUGUACCAGGCCAAGGUUUUGGAGGCCGUGGUGUUCUCCCUGGAGUGGCCACAGGAUCUGGACUUGGGCCACAGACUGGGGCUGGGGUGCUUGGCCAGGGAGGUACUGGACCAGGAGGAGCCGGCAAUGGUCGUGGACAACAGUUGCCUGGGGUUUUUCGUGGUUACCCUCUCGUAUCACCAAAAUCAGGGGCAGGCAAAUCAAAGAAUCCAGCCAAAGCUGCAGCUAAAUACGGUGGAGCUGCAGCUGGGGGAGGUGCACUUGGUCAAGAAGGCACUUUGGGGGUUGGGGCUGGAAGACUCCCAGGAGGAGGAGCGGGAGUCACACACGGAUUAGGAGUUGGAACAGGAGGCGGACCUGGAGCUGUACCUGGACUUGGAGGUGGAGUUGGAACAGGAGGUGGACCCGGAGCUGUAGCUGGACAUGGAGGUGGAACAGGCAGUGGGCCUGGAGUAGCCAGCAGCAUACCUGGUUUAGGUUAUGGUGCUGGCUCGGCCAAAGCACGCAAAUAUGGUCUACUGGGCGGUGGAGGCACUGGUGCUGCUGGAGGCCUUGGACAAGGAGGGCCAGUAGCUGGAGUUGGUCUCGGCACAGGAGGAGGGCCAGGUGUUGGCUAUGGUUUUGGUCCAGGCGGUGCAGGCACUGGUGCAGCAGGAUUUGGACUCGGCACAGGAGUGGGACCUGGAUCUGGUCUUGGUUUUAGCCCUGGUGGUGCUGGCACUGGCCCUGGAGGAGCUGGUUAUGGGCCAGGUAGAACUGGGUACAGUCCAGGUGCAACUGGAACUGGAGUAGGAGGAGCAGGAACAGGACCCGGAGGGUAUGAUGCCAGUGCCAAAGCUCGUAAAUAUGGCAUGUUAAGUGGAGCACUUGGAGGUCCAGGGACAAGCACUGGAGGAUUCAGGCCGGGUGGUGCUGGUACAGGAUAUGGACCUGGAGGUGCUGGUACAGGCUUCGGACCUGGUGGUGCUGCUGGUACUGGCUACGGACCUGGUGGUGGUGGUGGUACUGGCUUUGGACCUGGAGGAGUUGGACCUGGUGGUGCUGGUACUGGCUAUGGACCCGGUGGUGCUGGUACCGGCUAUGGACCCGGUGGUGCUGGUACAGGUUAUGGACCUGGCAGUGCUGGUACAGGCUAUGGACCAGGUGGAGGAGUUGGGCCUGGUGGUGCUGGCUAUGGACCCGGGGGUGCUGGUACUGGCUAUGGACCUGGUGGUUAUGCUGGUGCCAAAGCCCGUAAAUAUGGUCUGCCUGGAGGUACCCUUGGUGCAGGAGGACUUGGUGGUGGAGCUGGGCCUAGUUCUGGGAUCGGAGUAGGAGGAGGGGUCCCCGGGAGAGGUGUUGGACUAACAACUGGUGGUGGACCUGGAGCAGGACAGUGGACUGGGGGAGUACCUGGUUCUGGUGUUGGAACAGGAGGUGGACCGAGUGGCUUUGGACCAGGCAGUGCUGGAGGGCUUCCUGGUGGAGGAACACCGGGAGGAACAGGAUAUGGACCUGGUGGAUAUGGGCCUGGAGUUGGACCUGUGCCUGGGAUAGGUUAUAGACCAGGUGGAGGCUAUGGUGCAGGACCAGGGGCCGGAUAUGGAACAGGAUAUGGAGCUGGAUCAAAACCUGCUAAAUACGGUCAAGGUGGAAUGGGUGCUGGUGGGGUACUUGGAGGUGGAGCAGGACGAGGUGGGCACGGCACAGCUGGAUCUAAAGCUGCUAAGUAUGGGCAACCUGGUGGAGUUGUACCUGGGGCAGGAGCAGGAGCAGGGACCGGCACUGCGGGAUCUGGGACAGAGACCGGCACUGGUGUUACAGUAAAUGGCACCAGCACAAGCAGCACUGCAGGGACAACUGGGCCCGGUGGAGGAGGACUUGGAGCCACAGGAGGCACACCAGCUCCAGCAUCAGAAGUCCUUAUUCCAGGUGAUGCGGGUGCUGGCAGUGUGAUAGAGGGGUCUGGAAGUUCUGGAGGAGAAGGAGGUACUGGUGUAGCUGGCAGACCAGUGGGAGAAGGAGGUGACGGAGAUGGCUUGGCUGGAACAGGAAUCCCCAUCAUUGGAGAAAAAACAGGACUCAAUGGGACAGAAGUUCCAGGUCCCACAGGAGCCGCCCCUGUUGGGGGCGGGACUGCACAACCAAGUGGUUCUGGUGGUGAUAUUGCAACAGGGACGCUGCCUGGAGCCAAACCUCUCAGACCCCCAGGUGUCCCCAGAGGUGACACACCAGGUGAAGGAGAUGGAGAGGGAGGUCCUGAUGGAGAGAGAGGUGGUACAGGAGGCACAGGUGGAGUAGGAGGGAGUCCUCCCAGUGCAGGAGCAGCAGGAGGAGUUUUAGGUGGGGUAACAGGUGAGGGGAGAGGAGGGAGUCCAGCUACUGGAACUGGAGUUGGACCAGGAGGUGCAGCUGGUGGAGUUAGAGGAACAUCAAAACCACCCAAAGUAUACGGACCUGAUGGGACUGCAGCAGGAGGUGUAAGUGGUGGACCUGGUGAAGUAGGUGGGGUGGCAGGAGGAGUUGGAGGAGGUCCUGGAGGAGCAAGCUUGGUACCUGGGGCUGGUGGGCCUGGUGGAGUAGCAACAGGAGUCCUUAAACCUGGAAAAAGCUAUGGUGCUGGUGGUGCUGGAGUUUUACCAGGUGGAGGCAUACGUUACCCGACUGGAGCUGGAGUAGGACAGGGGGCAGGAAAAUCCGGCAAAGUAUAUGGGGCUCUUGGAGCAGGAGGCCAGGGUGGGGUUGGGCCUAGCAGUUAUGGAGCUGGUCCUGGUGGCUAUGGUACUGGUCCCGGAGGUUAUGGUGCAGGACCGGGAGGUUAUGGGGCUGGUGGUUACGGACCUGGUGGCACUGGUCCAGGUGGAUAUGGACCCAACACUGCCGGGACUGGACUGGGUGGUGUCGGAACCGGCUCAGGUGGCUUUGGACCAGGUGGUGUUGGCACAGGACUGGGCAGCCAUGGACCUGGUGGAGCAGGGGUUAAUCCUGGUGUUUAUACUGCUGGAGGUCAAAGACUGGGGAUAAGAAAGCCACCCAAGUCAGGCUAUGGAUCAUCCUCACUUGGUGGAGCAGGCUAUGGGCAAGGAACGGGUGGCUUUGGACCUGGUGGUGCUGGCACAGGAACGGGGGGCUUCGGACCAGGUGGCGCUGGAACAGGAACGGGUGGCUUUGGACCUGGUGGUGCUGGCACAGGAACGGGUGGCUUUGGACCAGGUGGUGCUGGAACAGGAACGGGUGGCUUUGGACCUGGUGGUGCUGGCACGAACGGGUGGUUUUGGACCAGGUGGUGCUGGCACAGGAACGGGUGGCUUUGGACCUGGUGGUGCUGGCACAGGAACGGGUGGUUUUGGACCAGGUGGUGCUGGAACAGGAACGGGGGGCUUCGGACCAGGUGGCGCUGGCACAGGAACAGGUGGUUUCGGAGCAGGGGGCCAAAGAUUAGGAAAAAGAAAACCUGCCAAAUCUGGUUAUGGAGGAGCUGGGGAUGGAUCAGCAGGACGAUUAGGGGGAGGUACAAGAGCUGGUCCUGGUGGAGUUGGAGCUGGGCCAGGCGGCUUUGGUCCAGGAGGUGCUGGAACUGGCGGCUUUGGUCCAGGAGGUGCUGAAUGGGGCUUGGUCCAGGAG